Molecule: messenger RNA, 4860 nt
Organism: Elephantulus edwardii (Cape elephant shrew)
Lineage: Eukaryota; Metazoa; Chordata; Mammalia; Macroscelidea; Macroscelididae
Gene: FGD6
Product: FYVE, RhoGEF and PH domain containing 6
Exons: 22
Coding region: 1-4338 (1445 amino acids)
Biological process (GO): regulation of GTPase activity
Cellular component (GO): cytoplasm
Molecular function (GO): guanyl-nucleotide exchange factor activity; metal ion binding
Source: RefSeq, a predicted model, not a curated record
AUGACUUCUGCCGCCGCAUGUAUGGGUCACUAUCUUAUUAAUUUGGGGCUGAUCCAGGAGGCUGGAAGGCAUACAGAGAUUAAGAAGCCACCGGUGGCACCCAAGCCAAAGUUUGCAAUGUCAAAUAAUAAGCCUGCUCCUCCACCUGUCGCUCCUAAGCCUGACGUUGUGAUUUCUAGUUCCGCACGGUCAACAAAGAAGCCCAAGCCAGCCAUAGCCCCCAAACCCAAAGUUCUAAAGGACUCACCUGCUCAAGACCUUAGACCAUCACCAUCAAGGAAAAAUGCUGUGAACCAGGAAGAACACAAACAGAAAGGACCCGCAAACCCUGAUGACUGUAAUGGUAAAACUGUAGGGGGCCAGAGCAGCAGUGCUCUUUUACCUCCCUGCACCUGCGGCUCUGAGUGUCUCCACAAGCUUGGGAAUAGAGGGCAUUUAUGUGGAAAGCAGCUUAUUAUAGAGCCCCUGGAAAUGUACAAAACCGUUGAAAAUAGUAAUAUUGACGAGUUCUCUCUCAGUGUCAAUACAAGGAAUAAAUGCGAGUCUCCUGGUGAAAAGGUAGAAAAUGAGGGUGAAGUUGUUUUAAAGGCAGGCCUCCUAGAAGAGACCCCGAAAGAUGUCUUAUCACAAGGAAUGUCACCUUUCCAUUUAACACACAAGCACAGCACCACAGACACCCCAGAACUGAAUGGUGGCUGCAGUUCAAACAAGCAGUUCACAGAUGGAUUAACUGACUCAUUACAAUCCUCGUCUAGCAUUGAGAGAGCUCCUGAAAAUCACCACCUAUCACAACCUCCAAAUGAUGAAUUUCAAAAAGUUGAAAUGUGUCAGGACGGUGAUGGAAAAAGCAGUAAUUGCUGCCACCCAUCUGAACAAGAAAAUCUAGAAAAUAGUAAUGGCAACAAUAUUACCUGUUCAGGUGGAGUUAAUAAGGAAUCGGAAGUCAGUGACUUUGGCCCCUUGGAGAUCCACUUAGUAACAUAUCACAAAAAAUUCCCAACUCCCAAGCCCAGAAAGACACGCAUUGCUCGUCUGAUACGCCAAAGGUAUAUCGAUGCCCCUAGUGCAAGUACUGAGGAGCCUCCUCAUUCAGACACUAACCCUCCUUGCCUUACUGAAGACAGUUUUAAGAACAGCACAAGCAGUAUUCUUCCUCAGAGCGCUUCAUGUGACGAAGAGCAAGUGAAUAAGGUGGAGCAAGGAAGUGAAAGUGAAUUGAACCCGCAUCCCGGCAGUGACAGAAAACAUCUAGCUGGUUCCCAGAAAGCCGUGUGUUUUAAAACUUCUAUUGAAAAUGUGGCACCUUCGUUAGAUACAGCCUCCAGUUUGAGUACUGACCUUAAGAUAGUCGAUGACUGUAGUUUGUCUCUUGAUAGAGAACGUGAAACCAGUUUUUUAAGAUGCAACACUCUGUCUAUGAGCCUGCCGAACCACAUCAAGUUAACAUACAAAGAACAUUUGCCCAGUGCAUGUAACCUGGGACUGCCUACCCCUCAGCUGCAAAAGGAACCUCCAGUAAAGAAUGAAAAUUCUUUGAGAAUCAUCCCCAAAAAGCCUCAGAGGCACAGCUUGCCAGCUGCAGGGGUGCUUAAAAAGGCUGCAUCUGAGGAGCUUGUAGAGAAAAGUUCUUAUCCCUUAAAUGAAGGGGAAAAGGCAGAGGAAAGUCUAGAAAGAAUUCACCUUAAGCAUGACUGUACCCCAAACCCUGGUAUGUCUUCCUCCUUUGAUGUACCCAAACAGACUUCAGAAAAGCCAGUGUGGAAAUUACCUCAUCCUAUUUUACCCUUUUCAGGGAAUCCGGAAUCCUUAAAGUCUGUGAGGACGUCUUUGAGUGCUAGUCAGCCUGCACCUGCACUCACCAAGCCCAGAGCGAAGUCGCUCUCCGCAGUGGAUGUGGAAAGGAGUACGAAGUCUUGCAAAGAACCUCCAAAGAAAAACUCUUUUAAGAAGUUGCUCAACCUGAAGUUGUCCGUCUGUUUCAUGAAAAGUGACUUUCAGAAGUUUUGGUCCAAGAGCAGCCAACUUAGAGACACGACCACUGGCAAAAAGACUGAAAAUGAUUGGCAUGGCUUAUUGGUAGGAGAAGAAAAGAGGGGCAAACCUGUUAAAGCACAUUCUGCUGAUAACUACAGCCUGGAAUCCCAAAAGAAGAAGAAGUCUCGGGGCCAGAGCAGCAUUGCCAAUGGUCCCAGAGCUGAGUCUUUGGAUGACCAAAUGCUCUCCAGGGAGACAUCAUCGCAGGACCCUUGCAAAUCUGUGACGAGUAUCAGUGCACCCGAGUAUGAAAACAUAAACUGUUAUGCGAAGAUACCGGAGUAUGAGAACUUGCCAUUUGUUAUGGUUGUAGGGAAAACUCCAGAGUUUGAAUCACGUAAUUCCAGCAGUACGGAAGACACUUAUGAAAAUGUGUACGAGAUACAAGACCCUUAUGAAGCUUCUGCUCCUCAGCUGCAACUUGGGCCAACACUUCAGCAUUGCAGUUCUGGAGCUUCCCAUGAGGCACACAGUGAUCUGGACCUGGGGCUGGAUGACCUGCCCUCAGAUGAGGAGGAAGUCAGCAACAGUUCCGAUGAAGAUGACGUCAGCUCAGAAUCUAGUAAAGGAGAGCCCGACCUCCUGGGAGAGAAGCAGGGUGAGGACACGAGAAUGAAAUGUAAAGUUCAUCACAUUGCCAAGGAGAUCACAAGCUCUGAGAAAGUGUUUGUGGAUGUGUUAAAACUUUUACAUAUUGAUUUCCGGGAUGCUGUAGCUCAUGCUUCUAGGCAGCUUGGAAAACCAGUGAUUGAAGAUCGAAUUUUAAAUCAAAUCCUCUACUACCUGCCUCAACUGUAUGAACUCAACCGAGAUCUCCUAAAGGAACUAGAAGAAAGAAUGCUGAACUGGACUGAACAGCAAAGAAUUGCUGACAUCUUUGUAAAGAAGGGACCAUAUUUAAAAAUGUAUUCGACAUACAUCAAAGAGUUUGAUAAAAACAUCGCUUUGCUGGAUGAGCAGAGCAAGAAAAACCCAGGCUUCGCUGCUGUCCUUCGAGACUUUGAGAUGAGCCCACGCUGUGCUAAUCUGGCCCUCAAGCACUACCUGCUCAAACCUGUUCAGAGGAUCCCCCAGUACAGGCUGCUGCUAACAGAUUAUUUGAAGAAUCUCCUAGAAGACUCCGGAGAUUACAGAGACACUCAAGAUGCACUUGCUGUUGUUAUAGAGGUUGCCAACCAUGCAAAUGACACUAUGAAACAAGGAGACAAUUUUCAGAAACUUAUGCAAAUUCAGUACAGUUUAAAUGGCCACCAUGAAAUAGUGCAGCCUGGACGGGUCUUUCUGAAAGAAGGAACCUUGAUGAAGCUUUCCCGGAAAGUGAUGCAGCCUCGAAUGUUUUUCCUGUUUAAUGAUGCCCUGUUGUAUACAACGCCGGUGCAGUCUGGGAUGUUUAAAUUAAACAACAUGCUGUCAUUGGCGGGAAUGAAGGUCCGGAAGCCCACCCAGGAAGCAUAUCAGAAUGAACUAAAGAUUGAAAGUGUGGAGCGCUCCUUCAUUCUCUCAGCCAGUUCUGCCGCAGAAAGGGAUGAAUGGCUCGAAGCAAUUUCCAGGUCAAUUGAGGAGUAUGCCAAGAAAAGAAUCACGUUCUAUCCUAGUAGGAGUCUUGACGAGGCUGACUCGGAUAAUAAAGAGGAAGUUAGUCCCCUUGGAUCAAAGGCUCCUAUCUGGGUUCCCGAUACCAGAGUCACCAUGUGUAUGAUCUGCACAAGUGAAUUCACUCUGACCUGGAGACGACACCACUGCCGGGCCUGUGGAAAGAUUGUAUGUCAAGCUUGCUCAUCAAAUAAAUAUGGUUUAGAUUACCUGAAAAAUCAACCAGCAAGAGUAUGUGAACAUUGUUUCCAAGAACUGCAGAAAUUAGAUCACCAGCACUCAACUAAGAUUGGAUCUCCAGGAAGUCACAAAUCCCCUUCAAGUGCCUUAUCAUCAGUCUUACAGAGUAUUCCAUCAGGGAGGAAACAGAAAAAAAUCCCAGCCGCUCUCAAAGAAGUAUCUGCAAACACGGAAGAUUCUUCUAUGAGUGGCUACUUGUACAGAUCAAAGGGCAAUAAAAAACCUUGGAAACACUUGUGGUUUGUCAUAAAAAAUAAAGUGCUGUACACAUACGCUGCAAGUGAGGACGUGGCAGCUUUGGAGAGCCAGCCUUUGUUAGGAUUCACUGUCUCUAAAGUCAAAGAUGAGAACUCGGAGUCUAAAGUAUUUCAGUUGCUGCACAAAAACAUGCUAUUUUAUGUAUUCAAAGCAGAAGAUGCUCACUCAGCUCAGAAGUGGAUAGAAGCAUUUCAGGAAGGCACGAUAUUGUAGCAGUAUCAGUUUCAUCUCGUCAGCAAUUCCAAAUGGAUGAAAUUUCAUCAAAACAGAGUAAAAGCAACAGAAAAAUUUUAUAAAAUGAAACAUUGCCAGGAUUAAUCCAGCCAAGCUGUCAGUUUGGUCUAUAAAAUUACUUUUCUAGGUAUAAGGUAUUUUUUUUAGGUGUUUAUUUUUUUCAUAUAUGUUAUUUAUUAACUAACACCUUGUGUGUUUACUGAUUGGUCAGAAUUAUUUCUGAGACUCACACUGAAUUCUAAAUUACCUUUUCUUUGAAGACCUGAAAUCUUCCUUAAAUAUACUGUAUUAUCUUUUUUUUACACAGUCAACACCGUUUUUCUACCUUACAUUGUAACAUUCUUACAUGUGGUAAAUCUUUGUAAAUAAAAAACAUAGCAAGGGUCAAAUUUCCAUGCUGUGUGGUUCAAAAAUGAUGGUUAUUAUAAAACUAUUGGUGAAAAAUAUACAUGUCUUUGAAUCAGUUCAAUAGAUUUAGAUAAAUUUUUCUACCUUUUAAUG